Fusarium keratoplasticum is the source of this 1881-nucleotide messenger RNA. RefSeq lists its product as uncharacterized. The record is from RefSeq and is a predicted model, not a curated record. The transcript is spliced from 3 exons. Lineage: Eukaryota; Fungi; Ascomycota; Sordariomycetes; Hypocreales; Nectriaceae. Gene Ontology annotation, biological process: 3,4-dihydroxybenzoate biosynthetic process. The coding region runs from base 1 to 1881 and encodes 626 amino acids. Gene Ontology annotation, molecular function: 3-dehydroquinate dehydratase activity.
AUGGAAUGUUUGGUUCUCGUUCACGACGCGUCCUUCAGCUUUGUCGUCGAUCUAGCUGCCAGCAUUACAGGGUACCGCGUCCAGGCCAGUGACAUCGCAAAACAUGAGGAGAAAGGCCCAUUCAUCUUUGCUGUCCAGCGAGAAAGGGUUGUACAAUCAGGUGAAAGGUCUCCUCGACUGCAGGGGCUUUGGCCAACCUCUCUCGUCAUCAAUGUGGCGUCCCUCGACUCGGUCAUAAGGACAGAACCCAAUCUCCAUCUGGAAUAUCAUCAUGAAUAUCUCUUCUGGCCCACAAAGUUCUCGUGCAAGGGCUUUUCCAGAUUUCUUACCCUGGUCACAGGCCAAAGCGAUCCUCUGGCACAAAUCAAAAGCAAGCAGCGCUCAGCAUAUAUCGGUCUCACUUACCCCGACAUCCGUGUUUCUUUGUCCAACAUGCCCAUUGUUUCGGUUGGUGCAGACGCACUGGAACUCCGAGUAGAUCUGUUGAGGGAAGAAGAUCAGCUGGGUGAUAUCCCAACCCUUGGAUACGUCGCUGAGCAGCUCGUGGCUCUUCGAUUGCAGUCGGAGUUGCCCAUCAUCUUUACAAUUAGACUUGAACCAUCAGGAGGCCGUUGGCCCCUAGAGCAAAAGGAUCUGGCAAUCAAGUAUCUGCGAUAUGGGUUGCUGUGGGGUGUUGACUUUAUCGAUGUUGAGGACUUGCUUGAUAACGACCUCAGAAACUUGUUGGUUUCCCAGAAAGGCCAUACUAAGGUUAUUGCAUCUCAUCACGACUUCUCCGGCAGCCUUGACUGGUCGUCCUCAGACACCGACCAAGUAUACAACACUUGCGCAAGUUAUGGUGAUAUGGUCCUCAUGGCCGGAAUUUCCACUAACCUUAGUGAUGCUUCCAAGAUUCGUCAGUUCCGAGACAGGAUGAACAGCCUUGAUGGCAACAAACCUCUAGCUGCUUUCAAUACGGGAACAUCUGGAAAACUUUCUAGAAUUUUGAAUCCUUUCUUGCAAGCUACUACCCAUCAUCUACUUCCGAGCUCGAGUGCGCGAGAUCAGCUUUCACUUGUAGAGUCAAAUGGUGUUCUUUCAGUGCUUGGCGAGCUCUCUCCAACGACCGCAUACUUCUCCCAGGGGCAACACCCGGAUGCUUCCUUGAUGGACAAAUGCUUCAAAGAGUUAAACCUCCCUCAUCGAGUGGCUGUCACGGGCCAGAAACCGGACACAUUGAUACAGAGCCUCUUGAAGGAACCAGAUACUGCUAGUGUAGUAUUCGGCCAGUUUUCUGACUUCUCGCAUCUGGCUACUCAGGGUUUUGACCUCACAGAUAGUGGCCUGGUGGAUACGGUGGUUGUCGGAGAUGGCCAAAUGAUUGGCCAUAACUGCCAGGCAAAUGGUCUGAACGCUGUUCUACUUCAAGAGAAUACUCCUUCGGCAUUUGCAGACCGAGAAUUUCUCGUUAUGAGCAAUUCAUGGGACGAGGCGAGAACCGUCAUCUCAGUCCUGUUGUCUUUGAAUUGCGGCAAAGUUUGGACGCUCGGAUUCGCUGCCCCAAACAUCAGCGACAAGUUAUCGUCACUAAACAUCAAGGUUCUAAGUAAUUCCUUCAACCCUGCAGGAGUCUUUUGCAUGUCACCAAGCCAUGACAGGACCAUUCUUGCUGCACUGGUUACAAUGAUAGCCGGGAGGCAGAAUAAAAGAAGGGUCAUCUACUUGGAUACGUGGGGCUCUCCCAAAGAUCCAGGCAUGACUGCAGCAAAGGCCUCGGGGUGGCGCAUCAUUACGCAGGAGCAUAUAUCCGCAGCUGUUUUGGUGGAAAUGAUGAGAGUGUCGGUGGAUCAAUCUGUGCCAUAUAGCUUCGUUCAAAUGGUUAAGAGACAGCAACUAUCAUGA